This is a messenger RNA of Nelumbo nucifera (sacred lotus), 2453 nucleotides long. Its product is annotated as calcium-dependent protein kinase 13-like. Gene Ontology annotation, biological process: protein phosphorylation. The record is from RefSeq and is a predicted model, not a curated record. Gene Ontology annotation, molecular function: protein kinase activity; calcium ion binding; ATP binding. Lineage: Eukaryota; Viridiplantae; Streptophyta; Magnoliopsida; Proteales; Nelumbonaceae.
AAAAAGAACGUACCAGCUGAUCCGUUACCGUACGCAUCACUAAUUGAAGAAGCUCUAUUUAUGAAUUACUCACAUUCUUUCGUCUUCGAACCUCGUCUGAACUUCCACUCUUACAGUCAGUACUUCUCCACUCACUCACUCUUGAAGGUUAGGGCUAUGGUAGUAGGGUAUCUUCACCAUAAUCUGAAACCCUAGCUAGGGUUUGAGGGCUUUUGUUCUCCAGAGUUCUGGUCUCUUGGAGCGAUUGGAUGGGAAACUGCUGCAGAUCACCCGCUGCUGUCGCAAGAGAGGACGUCUCCACACAUGAUCAUGGCCGAAAAGAUAGAGGUGGUAGUGACACUGGAGCUGGCGGUAAGAAGACGAUCACUGUCUUGAAUGACGUUUCCAAGGAGAGGAUAGAGGAGAAGUACUUGGUGGACAGGGAAUUGGGAAGAGGAGAGUUCGGUGUGACGUACCUAUGUAUUGAUCGCAAUACCAAAGAGCUUUUAGCCUGUAAAUCCAUCUCCAAGAGGAAGCUUCGGACGGCGGUGGAUAUUGAGGAUGUGAGGCGAGAAGUGGCGAUUAUGAAGCAUUUGCCCAAGAAUUCGAGUAUUGUGAGAUUGAAAGAGGCGUGUGAGGAUGACAAUGCGGUUCAUUUGGUAAUGGAGUUGUGUGAAGGAGGGGAGUUAUUUGACCGGAUCGUGGCUCGUGGUCACUAUACUGAGCGGGCAGCUGCUGCGGUUACUCGAACUAUUGUGGAGGUUGUUCAACUGUGUCACAAGCAUGGGGUGAUCCAUAGGGACUUAAAGCCUGAGAACUUCCUCUUUGCAAACAAGAAGGAGAAUUCACCUCUGAAAGCUAUUGAUUUCGGCUUGUCUAUAUUCUUCAAGCCAGGUCAAAGGUUCUCUGAAAUUGUUGGAAGUCCAUAUUAUAUGGCUCCAGAAGUUCUCAAGCGGAAUUAUGGACCGGAGAUAGAUAUAUGGAGUGCAGGAGUCAUUCUUUACAUCUUACUUUGUGGAGUUCCUCCAUUUUGGGCUGAGUCUGAGCAAGGGGUUGCACAAGCCAUUCUUCGUGGUCUUAUUGAUUUUAAGCGGGAUCCAUGGCCAAAUGUUUCAGAGAGUGCAAAGAAUUUGAUUCGACAGAUGUUGGAGCCUGACCCAAAACUUCGCUUGACUGCAAAGCAAGUGCUUGAACAUCCUUGGCUCCAAAAUGCUAAAAAAGCUCCAAAUGUUCCUCUUGGAGAUGUUGUCAAGUCAAGGCUGAAGCAGUUUUCUAUGAUGAACAGAUUCAAGAGGAAAGCAUUAAGGGUUAUUGCUGAUCAUUUAUCCAUUGAAGAAGUUGAAGACAUCAAAGAAAUGUUUAAGAAGAUGGACACUGAUAAUGAUGGUAUUGUUUCAAUUGAGGAACUGAAAACUGGACUUCCAAAGAUUGGCUCCCAGCUGGCAGAGUCUGAAGUGCAGAUGCUUAUUGAAGCUGUAGAUACCAAUGGGAAAGGUACACUUGACUACGGAGAAUUUGUUGCAGUGUCCCUCCAUCUACUGAGAAUGGCGAAUGAUGAACAUCUUCGUAAAGCCUUUUCCUACUUUGACAAGAAUGGAAAUGGUUAUAUUGAACAAGAGGAGCUCCAGGACGCCUUGAUGGAAGAUGGAGCUGCGGACUAUGCAGAUGUAGCAAAUGACAUCUUCCAAGAAGUAGACACCGACAAGGAUGGAAAGAUCAGCUACGAUGAGUUUGCAGCAAUGAUGAAAACUGGAACAGACUGGAGAAAAGCUUCUCGCCAUUAUUCUCGAGGAAGGUUUAAUAGCCUUAGUGUAAAGUUGAUGAAGGAUGGUUCACUAAACAUGAGCAAUGAGUAGCAUAAUAGCUGAGGUGGGUCCCUACUCCCCUUUGAUUUGUAGGUAUCUUACCAAGGAUCGUGGAGAAGCAAGCACACAUCAUUUAUUACUUCCUGCGGUGUUGAUGAGCUAAACACGGCAUGUAUGUAUGAAUGCUUAACGAGAGAGAUGUGUGAUGCUGUCCUCUGUCACCCACUUGGCCUCCCGACGGUGUUUCAACUUUCAUGUGCAGAACUUGUACGUGGUCCGAUGGAUAGUACUGUACUGCUGUCUGCUGGUUUACCAGAAAGAAGAAAGAUUGGAAUUUUCUAUUGGGCAAAGGUUGAGUGGUUUUGCUGCAUCCCGCUUGGUGGAGACUCGUUGGAUUUGGGCCAAAAGUUUUUUCUGUAUGCCAAGAUAAAUAUCAAGGUGCAAGUCGGACUUGGUACAACAUCGCUUGGGACUUGGGAGUUAGGGACUUGGGAUAAGGAUUAGCAAUAUAGAUUGUCAAACUUCAAUGCAUACCACGUUGUACUUUAAUCUCCCCUCCAUGUUUUGGAGAAGCUAUACAGACAGAGUGACAGACCACUGUUGUUCGUUAAGAACAUAACCAGAUAUGAUGAUGUAUUUGAUGUCAUUACAUCAAAUUCCUAAUUUGCU